UAAUCCUCAAAUCCUGGAAAUUUUGUAUCUUGUCUGAGUUUCCUCUACUUAUCUAAAUUUCCAAUAUAGAUUUUGAUCUCAGUGUUCUUUAAUUCCGAAUGAAUCAAGCCUCCCCAAGUAGUAUUCAAAUUUACGACAUGUUAGUUAACAGUCAACCGCUCUACCACUGAGCUACUAAAGAAGAACAAGUGAAGAGAGAGAGAGAGAGAGAGAGAGAGAGAGAGAGAGUCCAUUAUCUGCUUAGGGGAUUGCAAUCUUGGAGGAUAUGGUUUUUGUUUUUGAAUUGCAUACUUUGAAGUAUCUGAAUUGACUCAUUCAGUACUUUCCUUGUUAAAUGUUAAUUUACUGUUGAAGUUCAUAACUUUUGACGGUGGGUGUUUAUUCUGUGGAGCCUAAUGUAAAGUUCAAAGUAUAGAAGGUUGUUGUCAUAGGCUGCGCAACUCAGAAAUCUGUGCAGAAUUAUAUGGUUUGAGUAGUGGUUCUGGAGUUUUUGCUGUAGAUUGAUAAAUGGAAGCAACGUCUUUGCGCCCUUCGAACUAUCAUUUCUAUAACUUGGGAUUUGUAAAUACACAUAAAACCCUUUAUAUGACGAGGUUGAAUCCAGGUCAAGCUAAAACUCCAUCCCCAGUUCUCUUGCACACAGAUGAAACUGGCCCGUUUCCAGAGUUUAAGAAGGGUUCUGGUUCAAGUGCAGCUUUAAGAAACACUGCUCCCAGAAAAUCAUUUCCGGGUCUACCAAACACAGUUGGCAUAAUUGGAGGGCUAUCUGUCGAUUCUAAUGUUAAAUUUAUGAGAAAACUUGUCAAUUGGAGUUCAAGAGAUGGAGAAAGUUGCCCUCCUUUUGUUCUUUGUUCUGACCAUGUUUCAAAUAAGGAGCUUUUAUCAAUUGAGAGUUCUUUUCCUUCUGUCAGCAGUAAAAGCGAUGGUCCUGAAUUCGAUCCUACUCCAAUUGUGGAGAAUUUGCUGAGUAAGAGGAUUUUUCUUGAAAAAUCGGGAGCUCGUUGCAUUGUAAUGCCUUGUCACAUAUCACAUUCUUGGCAUGAUGAAAUUUCUAAGGGAUGUUCUGUUCCUUUUCUUCAUAUUGGUGAGUGUGUUGUCAAGGAGCUCAAGGAAGCAAAGUUGAAGCCGCUUGAAGCCGGAAGUCCUUUGCGGAUUGGAGUGCUUGCAAGCCAUGCAACUUUGACAGCAGGAUUCUAUCAGGAGAAACUGCAGAGCGAGGGAUUUGAGGUUGUUCUGCCGGAUAAAGUGACCAUGGAAUACUCUGUAAUCCCUGCUAUUGAAGCCUUAAACAGAAAGGACAUAGAGGGGGCACAAAAUCUCUUGAGGAUCGCACUCCAGGUUCUUCUGGCGAGGGUUGUGAACUCUGUUAUUCUUGCGUCCGAUGAUAUGCGAGGUCUUCUUCACCUGGAUCCUCUUCUUAAGAAAUGCAUUGACCCUAUAGAUGCCUUGGCUAGGUCAGCCAUAAGCUGGGCUCAGUCUGCUAAAAAAGAUGGUUCAAAGAAGAAAAAACAGAAGAAGAAAAAGGAUCCGAAUGCACCCAAAAGAGCGAUGUCUGGUUUCAUGUUCUUCUCAAAUAUGGAGAGAGAUAAUGUCAAGAGAGAGAACCCUGGAAUUGCGUUUACUGAUGUGGGGAGAGUGCUUGGAGAGAAGUGGAGAAAGAUGUCUGCGGAGGAAAAGGAGCCAUAUGAAGCAAAGGCUCGUCAAGAUAAGGAACGCUACAAGGAUGAUAUUAGAAGCUACAAGAACCCCCAACCCAUGAACAUAGAUUCACAAGGAGUGCAGAUUGGACGAAUUUCUUGUUGAACCAAAUGAUGAAUCUUCUUUGUCUCCACUAAUGAUGAAUUUCCUGUUGAACCAGAUGAUCAAUUCACAAGAAGACUGCAAAUUCAUGCACGCAAACAAACGCACACGUGUGAGAACCAAGAACAAGCAUAGCCAAAGGAGAAUUUUCUGAGCUUACCUGCAAUUGGAUAUAAUUAAGGCUUUCGUGUGACAUUUUGUUUUUUGUCAAAACAUUCAUGUGACAUUUAUCUUGUAAACUAAAAUAUGUCUUGUAAACUGAAAAUCAAGAAAGAAGGUACAAAUUUUAGUUUCAUGCAUCAUUUAUAUCAUCUAUCUAAUAGAGAUGCCACAUGUGUUGGUAGGUCUUACCUCUAUUAGAUAAUGAUACAAAUAGAUGGUAAAAUAUAGCAUUACUCUUUUUUUUGUA
Molecule: messenger RNA, 2209 nt
Organism: Malus domestica (apple)
Lineage: Eukaryota; Viridiplantae; Streptophyta; Magnoliopsida; Rosales; Rosaceae
Source: RefSeq, a predicted model, not a curated record